CCGCAGGAAGGGGCGGAGAGAAGACCUGGCCGCCUCCAGCUCCCCUCUCACCUCCUGGGCGCGUCUCCUAAAAGGGGGAGAGAGGAAAAGAAAUUUCCCUCACUUCUCCCGUAGUUAAUUAGCAAAACUCAUCCGCUUUGCAGAGGUUCUCAUAGCUUCAGACUCCCGGAGCUCGAGAGCUGCGGGGUCAACGCCAGUGGCUCGCAGGCCGUCCAAUGGGAGAAGACGUUGGAGGUACCCGGCCAAGUUCAGCUUCCCGAACUGCGGGGAGCUUGGCGGGCUGUCGCUGCAAGCCGGGAGUAGGCCGCAGAGGUCGCGAGUUCAGGCGUCCCGACUGCCGUGUGGCUGUCGCGAUGUUUUUCUCCCAGGCCGGGGCCCGGCCGCGGACGUGGGAAGCCAGCCAGUCGGAACACAAGAAGUGGGUGGAAGUAUUUAAAGCAUGCGAUGAAGAAAACAAAGGCUAUCUAAGCAGAGAGGACUUUAAAGUUGCUGUUGUAAUGCUGUUUGGAUACAAGCCCUCCAAGAUAGAAGCUGAUUCUGUGAUGUCCUCAGUAGAUCCAAACACUUCCGGGAUAUUACUUAAGGAGUUUUUAGACAUUGUAAGGAAAAAGAAGGAAGCUCAACUAUAUCGGAAUGAAAUAAGACACAUCUUCACAGCUUUUGACAGGCACUAUCAUGGAUAUUUAACUCUGGAAGAUUUCAAGAAAGCAUUUAAGCAGGUGGCUCCCAAGUUAUCGGAAAGGAUUAUUCUCGAGGUAUUCAGGGAAGUAGAUCAAGACUCAGAUGGUCAUGUCAGCUUUAAAGACUUCGAAUAUGCCAUGAACUACGGACAAAACUGGAGUGGAGUCAAGCCCCAGGGUGACCUUGGACCCUACCUGGUGAAGAUGGCAGAGCCUCAAGCCGCUGGGUCCCUUGAAUGAGUGUGUGAAGGAAGGUCACCUAGCAACCAGGAUGGCCCCUGUCAAAUGGCUACAGGUAGAUGUAAGAAGCAAAUGUAUAUUGUGGUUGGCCUCUGAAAUUUGGAAUUUGUUUAUUACGGCAGCUAGCUUCUUAGGCAAUUUGCAUUAUCUUAACCAAUAUGGUCAUUUAAUUUGAAGAAGUGGGGAAAAAGCUACUAACAUAAGAAUAGAGGUUACCAGGUGCACUGACAAGGGCUAACAGGACAGUUCCCAUCAAGACUAUGGAUUUCGGCACCAGACUGCAGGAUUGAAAGCCAGUUCUGCCAUUUACUGGGUAUAUAACUUUAGGCAAGUGUAUUAGCUGGGGUUCUCCAGAGAAACAGAACCAGUAGGAUGUGAUACAUAUGUAGAAAGAGAUUUAUUUUAAGCAAUUGACUUAUGUGAUUGUGGAGGGUUGGCAAGUCCAGAAUCUGAUGGGGGAGGCCAACAGGCUGGAGACACAGGUAAGAGUUGCACUUCAAAUCCAAAGGCAGUCUGUUAGUGAACCAGGAAGGGCCAGUGCUGCAGAUGGAGUCCACAGGCAGUCUGCUGGUAGAAUUUCUUCUUGCUUAGAGAGAGGUUAGCUUUUCGUUCUUUUCAGGCCUUCAGCUGAUUGGAUGAGGCCCGCCCAGCAUUAUUGAGGGCAAUCUGCUUGGCUCAAAGUCCACUGCUUUAAAUGUAAAUCUCAUCCAAAAACACUCUCAUAGAAACAUCCAGAAUAAUGUUUGACCAAAUAUCUGGGCACCAUGGCCCAGCCAAGUUGACACAUAAAAGCAACCAUCAUAGGAAGUUAAUCUCCCAGUGCCUCAGUGUUCUCAUCUGUAAAAUGGAGAUAAUAAAAGAACCUAUCCUAGUGGGUGAACAUGAAGGCUAAAUGAAUCAAUGCAUGUGUUUAGAAUAGUGUCUGCACAUAGUGCUCAGUGAGUGUUUGCUCUUGACUAUUAUUAUUAUUAAUUAGUAUUGUCAUAGGCUUUGGCUGUAUGCUUCUCUCUGAUGAAAACGCUAAGAAAAAAUGUAAGCAGGGCCACCAAGAGUAACAGGAUUGUUUGGCUAGAAACACCAGUAAUGUGAUGAGAGACUUCGCACAUUAAAAUUCUCAUAAUGUAGCAAAUGGAGACUUGCAUACUCACAUUUGCAGGCUAUAUUGGCCAGUUCUUCAUUAGUCAGUGGCUAUUUUUUUCUUGUUAUUCCAUGAAUAAAUUUUAAUAUAUUCAACUUUCCCCAUAAACUGCUUAUUUACUGUUCAUAUUAAUGCAAUAUAGCAAAAACAUUUACAUGACUGGAAUCUUUUGCAGUCUACUAGAGCAUUUCUCUUGCAUUUCUUUCCCUUCAUUUCUGGUGAGAAAAUUCAUUUUUGCUCUACGUGUUUUUGAAUUAACUGUCACUCCUCAGGAAUGCAAUAUCAGCAUAAAUCAAGAAGCUGAUGUGGAGUGGAAUGAUUAAGAAUCUGGCUUGUGGCUGGGCAAAAUUGGGCGUGAGCCUUUCCAAGCCCUGGCUUCUUCACAGAGUGUUGUUGUGAGGACGGAAUGGUGAGUCUCAGCACAGUGCCUGGCCCUCAGGAAGCACUCGAUGAAUGGGAACUAUGAUGAUUCCUUUCAUUAGGAAUUCUCUGUAUUGUUGUUACAAUGUUCCACCUUGCGCUGGGGAGACCUAGCAUCCUGGGUCCCUGAAUGACUGUGUGGAGGAAGCAACUAGGAUCACCACUGUCAAACUGUUACACAUGCAAGGAGUCAACUAUUGUGGUUAAACUUCUAAAUUUGAGGUUUGCUCAGAAUUCCAAAGGAUGCAUGCACCUAUUUACAAUAGCCAGGACGUGGAAGCAGCCUGAAUGUUCAUUGACAGAGGAAUGGGUAAAGAAGAUGUGGUAAUAUAUAAGUGGAAUAUUACUCAGCUAUAAAAAGGAACAAAAGAGUGCUAUUUGCAGAGAUGUGGAUGGACCUAGAGAUUGUCAUACAGGGUGAAGUAAGUCAGAAAGAGAAAAACAAAUAUCAUAUAACAUCGCUUAUAUGUGGAAUCUAGAAAAAUGGUACAGAUGAACUUAUUUGCAAAGCAGAAAUAGAGUCACAGAUGUAGAGAAAAAACUUACAGUUACAAAGGGGGGAAGGGGAGGUGGGAUGAAUUGGGAGAUUGGGAUUGACAUAUAUACACUACUAUGUGUAAAAUAGAUAACUAAGGAGAACAUACUGUAUAGCACAGGGAACUCUACUCAGUGCUCUGUGGUGACCUAAAUGGGAAGGAAAUAUAAAAAAGAGUGGAUAUAUGUAUAUGUAUAACUGAUUCACUUUGCUGCACAGAAGAAACUAACACAACAUUUUAAAGCAACUAUACUCCAAUAAAAAUUAAUGAAAAAUAAAUAAAUUUGGGGUUUGCUUAUUAUAGCACCCAGCUUGUUAGGCACAGUGCCUCACCUUAACCCAGUGGUCCCCAACCUUUUUGGCACCAGGGACCGGUUUUGUGGAAAACAGUUUUUCCACAGAUGGGGAGGGGAUGGUUCAGGCAGUAAUGUGAUAGAUGGGGAGCAAUGGGGAGCAGCAGCUGCCACUCAUUUCCUGCUGUGCGGCCUGAUUCCUAACAGGCCGAGGACCACUAUGGGUCCGCAGCCCGGGGAUUGGGGACCCCCGCCUUAACCAGCAUGGUCAGUUAAUAUUCAAGAAGGUCACUGGCCAUUCGUGAUAUCCUCUCCACCUCCACAGGCUUCAAAGGCCUUGAGCUGCUAUAGAAAGUGUCUGCUACACAGCUUGUUUACUCUCUGUAUCUACUAGCCAGUGUCAAUGCUUCUCUUCUUAUGGAAAUGUCUUCCUUUCCCAAAUAGACAAUAUCAUAGGUAUUGAUUUCAGGGUACAAGAAAUGUGUCUUUCUUUAUUCAGUUCCUUUCUUGAGUUUCCAUGCUUCUGACAUAGCAGAAAAGGAAUUCUAUUUCAUUGGGGGUUUUCCUAAUUUCUUUUGGAGUUCCAUCUAAGUUUUAGGUUGUGGGGAUGGGCAUCUUCAAUAUCAUCAUCGGAUGCAGGCAUUCUCGUUUCUGUUUGGGAUUUCAUUGUCAGUUAACUGGGGAUUUUUCACUCAUUCUUGACUGUAGGGCUUCCCUCCAUUGGUCCAAGACUCAGCAUUUUCAUGCUGCUUAUAGGUAUGUGAGGAUAAAGAAGCUUAUGUGAGAGUCCAGGGUGUAUAGAAAUUUGUUUGUGGGUCAGUCGGUAGAAGAAGGUACUAAGGACAAAAAAAAAAAAAAAUCAGUUAAUAUUUUAAUAUUUCCAAAGUAUAAUUCCACCACAAGCAGAGAGCCCCUUGAGGGAAGGAAUUGUAUCUUGACCAUAUUCUGGUACCCUGUCCAGCAAAUCAAGUUGACCUCAUUAAAUAUUCCCGCUGCCAUUAACUAAUAAAGAACAGUCAAUGGGCCAUAGAAACAGAGGAAGAAAAGAUUUCCAGUCUUUUUGGAAACAGUAACUUUAAGCAUGGGAAAGCACUGUUACGUGUUGGACGUGGCCACCUCCUCCCAAAUUCAUAUGUGGAAGCCCCAACCCCCAGGACCUCAAAAUGUGACUAUAUUUGGAGAUAGGGUCUUUAAAGAGGUGACUAAAAGUUAAAAUGAGGUUACUAAGGUGGGCACCAAUCCAACAUAACUCGUGUUCUUAAAGAAGAGAUUAGAUUACAGGCACACACGAAGGGAAGACCAUGUGAAAACAUACAAAGUUCAUUUUGUCAUCAGCAGUGGCUGCCAAGACCAAAAGAAGGCCGUGCUUUAAUUUGACUGUAAGAUUGAGCUGGGUCUUCAGUUCUACGCUUAAGGAGGUUUUUUUUAAAAAAGUCAUGUUAUGGAAGCAACCUAAGUGUCCAUCGACAGAUGAAUGGAUAAAGAAGAUGUAGCACAUAUAUACAAUGGAAUAUUACUCAGCCACAAAAUGAAACGAUGUUGAGUUAUCUGUAGUCAGCUGGCUGGACCUAGAAUCUGUCAUACAGAGUGAAGUAAGUCAGAAAGAGAAAAACAAAUACCGUAUGCUAACACAUAUAUAUGGAAUCCAAAAACAAAAAAAGGUUCUGAAGAACCUAGGGUCAGGACAGGAAUAAAGACGCAGAGCUAGAGAAUGGACUUGAGGACACGGGAAGGGGGAAGGGUAAGCUGGGAUGAAGUAAGAGAGUGACAUGGACAUAUAUACACUAGAGGGGUGGAAUAGGGAGGGUGGGAGGGAGGGAGACGCAAGAGGGAAGAGAUAUGGGAACAUAUGUAUAUGUAUAGCUGAUUCACUUUGUUAUAAAGCAGGAACUAACAUACCAUUGUAAAGCAAUUAUACUCCAAUAAAGAUGUUAAAAAAAAGUCAUGCUAUAUAAAUUUGUUUCUCAAUAUGCAAAGUUGCACACAUUAUAUUCUGCCUCUAGCCAUGUUGGAAUAACCAGUACUAUUUGUUCCCUUCCUGCCAUAAACAACUAGACAACUGGAUAAAAUAUAUGAUACAAUUAUUUUCAGAUGUUGGACAGCAGGACUGUAAUCCCUGAGGGAAGGGAAACAAAACAAGGUGAAAGAAGCACGAGGGAGCCAUAAACAGAAACAUUCUCAGCAUUCACGAUUAUCUGGAAGACAGUUGAGUUCCACCCAGUCAGCGUGGAGAAAUCUCACUGACCACUGCCUUGGUUUUCUGCAGCUGCUGUAACAAAUUACUCUCAAUGUAGUGGUUUAAAACAACACAAAUGUAUUAACUUACAGUUCUGUAGACCAGAAGUCUGACACGGAUCUCACUGGGGUAAGACCCAAAUGCGGGUAUGAUGCAUUCCUUUCUGGAGGAUCUGGGGAAGAAUCUGUUUCUUUGCAUUUUUUCCCUCCUGGGAACCACCCACUGUUUUUUGACUCAUGGCCUCUUUCCUCUGUCUUCAAAGUCAACAACAUUGAGCUGCGUCCUUCUCACACUCUGUCUCUCUGGUUCUCUCUUCUGCCUCCCUCUUCAGCUUUUAAAGACCCUUGAACCCACCUAGAUAACCCAGGAUAAUCUCCCUAAUUUAAAGUCAGCUGAUUAGCAAAACUUAAUUCUUAAACCCUAUUUCCCCUUUGUCAUUUAACUUAAUUAUUCCCAGGUUCCAGGAAUUAGGAUGUGGACAUUUGGGGAGGCCAUUAUUUUGCUUAUUACAACCACUGAGGCAUUUACUAGAGACCUCAGAACAGUUAGGCCAUAGUAGUAGAGAUAAAUUAACCCUAAAACAGUGGAUGUUCUAGAUUUGACCUAACAAAGCUUGAAAAUAAAAAAAAUUAAGCUAGUCCAUAAGUAAAUUAAUGCUUGUCAAAAUAAACAUCAAUACUCUAAAGAAAGACAACAAAAGCCAGACACAAAACAAUGUGAAAUUUAAGAUCACAUCAAGGGGCUUCCCUGGUGGUGCAGUGGUUAAGAAUCUACCUGCCAAUGCAGGGGACACAGGUUCAAGCCCUGGUCCGGGAAGAUCCCACAUGCCGCGAAGCAAUGAAGCCCCUGAGCCACAACUACUGAGCCUGCACUCUAGACCCCUCGAGCCACAACUACUGAAGCCUGUGCCUAGAGCCCAUGCUCCCCAGCAAGAGAAGCCACUGCAAUGAGAAGCCCGCGGACUGCAACAAAGAGUAGCCCCUGCUCGCUGCAACUAGAGAAAGCCUGCAUGCUGUAGUGAAGACCCAACGCAGCCAAAAAUAAAUUAAUUAAUUAAUUAAUUAAAAAAAUUUUAAAUCACAGUCAAAAGUUACUAAACAUUCAAAGAAGCAAGAUGGUAUGAUUCAUAAUCAGGAGAAAAAUUAAUCAUAAGAAACAGACCCAGAAAUGAUAGCAAUAAUGGAAUCAUCAAACAAAAACUUUAAAAUAGCUCAUAUUAAUAUGUUUAAGAAAUCAAAGGAAAACAUGAUCAUACUGAGGAGAGAAAUACAAACUAUAAAAAAAGAAAUGAAUGGAAUUUCAAUGGAACCAAAUGAAGUGAAGAAUUCACUGGACAAGUUUUACAAGAGAUUGGACACUAUAGAAAAAAAAAGAUCAGUGAACUUGAAGAAAUCACAAAGGAAACUAUCUAGGCUGAAACACAGAGAAGAAAAAAAUGAAAAGAGCUUUAGUGACCUGUGGAACAAGAUUAAGUGGUCUAACAUAUAUAAAAUGGGAGUACCAGAAAAGGGGGGACAGAAAUGCUAUUUGAAGAAAUAAUGGCCAAAAUUUUCCCAAGUUUAAGGAAAACUAUAAAUGUAUAGAUUCAAGAGCCUCAAUGAAUCCCAAGCAGAAAAUAUACAAAUAAAAACACAUCACAAGUUACUGAAAACCAGUGAUAAAAGAGUUACUAAAAGGAGCCAGAAAGAGAGACAUAUUACAUAUACGGAGCAAAGACGAGGAUGCUCACAGACUUCUUGUCAGGAACAAUGCAAGCUAGAAGACAAGGAAAAUGUGUUCUUAUAGAGAUGGAAGGGGAAAAAAAAGGUUAAAGUAGAAUUCUAUAUCUAGAAAAAAUAAUCUUCAAAAUGGAAGCAAAACAAGGCUUUUUAUCCGGGAGACCUACACCAUAAGAAAUGUUAAAGGAAACGUUUCAGGCUGAAGGAAAAAUGAUACCAGUUGGAGGCUUGGCUCUAAACGAAGGGAAGAACACUGAAGUGGUGAAUGUGUGUAUAAAUACAAAAUAAGUGUCUCCCUAAUUUAAAAUUUUCUUUUAAAAAGAAUUGACCAUUUAAGGAAAAAAAUAAUAGCAUUGUAUUGUGAGGGUUAUUAUAUAUGUAGAAGUAAAAUGAAUGACAACAAUUGUUUAAAUGACCCCAAGGGAGAAAUGGAAGUACAGCUAUUGUGUGGUUCUUAGGGUACAUAUUAGUGGUAUAUUACGAUUUGAGAGUAGACUGUGAUGUUAAAGGUGCUUAUUGUGAACUCUAUACUCCAUCAAAAAAAUAAGGCAAGUAGAUACUGAUAAUAAGCCAAUAGAGAGAAAAUAGAAUCUAAAAAUAAUCUAAAAGAUAGCAUGAAAAGAGGAAAAAAUACAAAUAACCAAGUAGAAAAUAAAAUAGUAAGGUUGGACUUAGCUCCAACCAUAUCACAAACUACAUUAAAUAAAAAUACUUUAAUUAAAAGUCAAACUGGAUAAGAAAGUAAAACCCAGUGGAACAUUGCCUACAAGAGAUCUAAUUUAAAUAUAAAGGAAUGGAAAAAGAUAUACUAUACAAACAUUAAUAAUAAGAAAGCUGAGUGUCUAUAUUAAUAUCAGACAAGGUGAACUUCAGGAUAAAGAAUAUAGCCAGAGAAAAAGAGGAACAAUUCACAAUGAUAAAGGAUCAUUCAUUAAAAAAACAUAACGGUUCUACAUGAGUAUACACCUAUUCACAGAGCUUCACAUACACAAAGCAAACUCUAAAAGAACUGAGAAAAGAUUUUACACCUCACGGUUAUGAGUGUUUUCAAAACUAA
Orcinus orca (killer whale) is the source of this 8317-nucleotide messenger RNA. RefSeq names its product EF-hand calcium binding domain 11 (gene EFCAB11). NCBI's taxonomy places the organism in Eukaryota, Metazoa, Chordata, Mammalia, Artiodactyla, Delphinidae. The transcript is spliced from 8 exons. The record is from RefSeq and is a predicted model, not a curated record. Bases 216 to 920 code for a protein of 234 amino acids. Gene Ontology annotation, molecular function: calcium ion binding. Gene Ontology annotation, cellular component: cytoplasm.